CAGUUAGCAACGUCCAUGACCAGUGAAACCUGUGUCGAAACGUCGUCGAUGUCGUACGAGCAGCAUUCGCGCAAGCGCCAAGUGUUGAUGGACACGGAACCGGACGACGAGCGACAGCUGCAGACGCUGUCGACGGGGCAGAGGAUAACCUUGGCGGAGUACAAGCGGAUCCACCAGCCCAUGCACAUGCCGGGGGCGCAGCCUCAACUGCAACAACCUAGGAGCGAUAAUGGCCGCCAAACGCUGGUGCGUAGCAAAGAGCAGCAACGGCCAGUGCAACGCGUUCCUUUUGUGCAAUCUCAACAAGUGGCUCAGCAUGACAAUAAUGAGCCACCAAGUGGACCGUCAGAACAGUCGUCGGAACCCCAGUCAGCAAAAAUGUUGAUAUUCCUACAAAAUGGUGAACAGAGACUUAUCACAUUUACACUGCCAAAAGUAAGCUGUACGCUCAAAGAGGUUUUAGAAAAGGCGAAUGUUCCAUUUUCCGAAGAUACUCAUAUACAAUGUAUGCAAAACACAAGCAGCGAGAUAGAUUACUUUGUGUCAAUUGGCACUAGUUCCAGAAUUGAAGACUUGCUGGAAAACCAUCCGCAUGGGCAUCUUCUCGGCAAUAGUCGUCGGCGCUCUAGGUGGUGCUGUGAUCUACGGCACCGGCGGUCUGGGCGCGGGGCUGGUGGCCUCUAUGAUGGGCAUCAGCUCGACGGGCAUCACCGCCGGCAGCACCGCCGCCGCCGCGCAGGCUUAUUAUGGCAAUCUGGCAGCUGGGAGUAUCCUCUCUAAGCUGACAUCCGUUGCCAUGGCUGCUCCCACUCCAUAAGAGGAAAAGGGGGCUUCUACUCAUAGCAUUCAAUCAAUAAAUGUCUGUGUGUUGUGAA
Cydia pomonella (codling moth) is the source of this 875-nucleotide messenger RNA. RefSeq lists its product as uncharacterized. The transcript has 7 exons. The record is from RefSeq and is a predicted model, not a curated record. Lineage: Eukaryota; Metazoa; Arthropoda; Insecta; Lepidoptera; Tortricidae. The coding region runs from base 16 to 780 and encodes 254 amino acids.